UUUAAUGAUGAUGCGUCAUAUUUCACUUGCAGGAUUGGAAGUGUAUUAUCUCCAUGCUCUUAGAUGAGAAUCCAUUGAUUGAGCUUACUGAUGAUGAUGCAACAAACUUGGUACGGCUUCUGUGUGCUUCUGUCAAAAAGGCAGUUGGAGAGAGGAUUGUACCUGCUACUGAUAAUCGCAAGCAGUAUUACACUAAAGCUCAAAAAGAAGUAUUUGAAAACAACAGAAGGGAUGUCACUGUUGCCAUGAUGAAGAACUAUCCAUUGCUCUUGCGCAAAUUCAUGGCAGACAAACGGAAAGCACCGUCAUUAGUUGAGAUUAUUUUGCAUACUAACCUUGAGCUUUAUUCCUUGAAGAGGCAGGAGCAGAAUUUUAGAAGUGUCCUUCAGCUUAUAAAAGAGGCUUUUUUUAAGCAUGGUGAGAAGGAGGCACUGAGAUCCUGUGUGAAGGCUAUAAACUUUUGUUCCACUGAGAGUCAAGGGGAGCUGCAGGAUUUUGCCCGUAGUGAAUUAAAAGAACUUGAAGAUGGACUUAUUGCUAAGCUUAAAGCUGCAAUCAAAGAAGUUGUGGAUGGUGGUGAUGAGUAUUCUCUUCUUGUAAAUUUGAAAAGGUUGUAUGAGCUACAAUUGUCAAGGGCUGUGCCAAUUGAGAGUUUAUAUGAAGAAAUUGUCAUGGUCCUCAGUAGUUUUAGAAAUAUGGAAGAUGAGGUUGUCAGUUUUCUUCUUCUGAACAUGUAUUUGCAUUUGGCGUGGUGUCUGCACUCCAUUGUAAAUAGUGAAACUGUGACUGAAGCAUCUUUAUCUUCACUACUAUCUAAACGCAACACGUUUUUUGAGCAACUUGAUUACUUUCUUAACAACUUUUCUGAAGUGGAGGAAAUGAGUAAACAUGGAAAUCAACUAGCUUGCAGGGUUUGUACUAUACUGGCCGAAGCAUGGUUUUUGUUCAGAAAGACGAAUUAUACUUCAACAAAGCUGGAAAGAUUAGGAUAUUGUCCAGAUGCACCUAUUGUUCAAAAGUUCUGGAAACUUUGUGAACAACAGCUCAAUAUUUCAGAUGAGACAGAAGAUGAAGAUGUGAAUAAAGAGUAUAUUGAGGAGACAAAUAGAGAUGCAGUCAUGAUUGCUGCUGCAAAGUUGGUUGCUGGCGAUGCAGUUCCGAAGGAGUAUCUUGGUCCAGAGAUUAUUUCUCAUUUCGUAAUGCAUGGAACAGGUGUGGCAGAGAUUGUUAAGCAUCUGAUCACUGUGCUAAAGAAAAAAGAUGCUGACCUUUCCAAUAUCUUCUUAGAAGCCCUGAAAAGGGCCUACUGUCGGCAUAUUGUAGAACUUUCCAAAAGUGAUGAGGAACCCUUGACUAGCAAGUCUUUUAUAGAAUGUAAAGAUCUUGCUACUCGGCUUUCUGGAACUUUCAUGGGUGCUGCUCGGAACAAGCAUAGGUCAGACAUCUUAAAAAUGGUCAAGGAUGGUAUUGAUUAUGCUUUUGUAGAUGCUCCAAAGCAGUUGUCAUUCUUGGAAGGCGCUGUGCUCCAUUUUGUAUCAAAACUUCCUACACCUGAUGUGCUUGACAUUGUAAAGGAUGUUCAAAAUCGUACGGAGAAUGUAAAUACAGACGAAGAUCCAAGUGGCUGGCGCCCCUAUUACACAUUUGUUGACAGCUUACGUGAGAAGUAUGCAAAGAAUGAAGGUUUGCAAGAUGAGAAAGAAGGGGUAUCUGUCAGGCGCAGGGGUCGUCCUCGUAAGCGGCGUAAUAUAGAGGGAAAGAGACUUUUUGAUGAGCACAAUUCAAGUGAAGACGAGGAUUCUAUCAGUGCUUAUGACCAAGAAGACGCUCAAGAUGAAGAAGAGAAGCAAGAUGAAGAGGAAGAGGAAGAUGCCCCUUUGAUAAAUUCAAUUAGGUCAUCCAAGUUGAGGUCACUGAGGCUUUCAAGAGAGGAAAACAAAGGCCAGACAAGGACAGGAGAUUCAGAAAGAGCUGCAGAUAAUUUAGCUGCAUCAAGAACAUCAGGGGCCUCCAGCUAGUGACUAAAAAAUUGCACGUUUGUAUAUGUAGGACAGCACUACCUUAGGUACAAGUUUGUAGAGAAACAGGUUGUGAAGCAGUACUAUUUUUUCAAUUUUCAGUUUAGAGGAUGUUUAGUAUCCUUAGGCUUUUUUUUUUUUUGGUAAGGGGGGAAGAUGGGGAUGGGAAUUAGCCUUGCCCAGUGAGGAAAUUUGUAACAGUACAAAGAUCCUCUUGUUUAAUGCCAUAUCUUAAUUUGGGUUGCCUCCAUCUACUUCCUUUAAUAA
Quercus lobata is the source of this 2285-nucleotide messenger RNA. Its product is annotated as sister-chromatid cohesion protein 3-like. Gene Ontology annotation, molecular function: chromatin binding. Gene Ontology annotation, biological process: sister chromatid cohesion. The record is from RefSeq and is a predicted model, not a curated record. Gene Ontology annotation, cellular component: cohesin complex; chromatin; nucleus. NCBI's taxonomy places the organism in Eukaryota, Viridiplantae, Streptophyta, Magnoliopsida, Fagales, Fagaceae. The coding region runs from base 54 to 2018 and encodes 654 amino acids. The transcript is spliced from 12 exons.